AUGAUAGACCAUGGCUUCUAUCACGAUUUGGCCCAGUUGGAGACUGACGAUUUGGAAUUAUUCCAGCAGAUUAGCUGUUUUAUGAAAUUAUUGGUUGAGUAUACCCUACAGCUCAAUGACAUUGACAAUGACCACGACCAUGACCAUGACAAUGGUGGUGCUGCUGCUAACACGGGGAGGGUGCAGCAAAUGGUUGCCAUUAGUGAGAUACUAGGCUAUCAUUUAUUCACGUUGCAGAAAUCUCAACAACUUGUAGGCUAUAAAAUGCCCUAUAUUCAACGCUUGGUCAACGAUUGUUUGAAAAUCUGUCAGCUUCAUCCAUCGAUUGUCUUUCAAACAUGGUUGGAGCCCAUUGAUCAAUUAAACACGCCAUAUCUUUGCUCACCGUACUCGGCAUUUGUGAAAUCGGUUGCGUAUCAUGACAAAUUGCCGCUUUACAAUCUAAUCAAGAGUUUGUUGAUCUCCCCUGAUGGAACCGUCGUGUCAUCGGCUGCAAAUUGGAUUGCGUUACUUCAAAUGAGCCAAAGCUCCUCCUAUUUGGAACAGUUUCUUAUGAACAAAGUCGAUCUUGUGGAAUUUUUCAUUGAUUCAUAUUAUGAGAGCUUAUUUAAAUUGAAUUUUUUGAAAUCAUUGAAACCUCAACACCAGGUUAAUAUAUUGAAGCAAUUUAUAUUACCAGUGAUGGAAAAUUGUAGUGGUUCAAUAAGGGAGAUUUAUUUCGAUGAAAUAUUCAUGCAAAAGUUUGAAUACGUCAUGAUAAACUAUAAAGCAAAUGCCGACAAAUUGAUCAAUUCCAUCCUUGAUGCAUUUGAAUCCACCACUUGCCCUACCAUUUUGAACAUUUUCAUCACCAAUGAGACCAUGGUCAAAUACAUGAUUUGUAAAUUUGAUCAACCUUUGCAUUUGAAUAAUUUGCUUAUUCAUCUAACUCGUACAAUGCAAAGACACAGCCUGACAAUGCUUGAACUUUUCGGCACAGAGGAAGGUGAUGGUAAUAAUAGUAAUAACAAGAAUAAUAAUGAUGCUGAUGAUGACGAUGAUGCCAGGAUAGAUGUAUCUUGUUCGAUGACGAAAUUGUCCAUCCAAGUGAUGCAAUUGCAUCACGAACAAACUCAAGAACUAGUUGACACUUUCGAACAAUUGAUCAAUACAACCGGCCAUGCUAACAUCAAGUCAAGUCAACUUGACGCAAAUCUACCGCUCUCCAAUUCAUAUCUAAGAUGCUUGCUCCAGUUUUUCCACCAUGCGCCCGAAUUGAAUGCUUCAUUGGUCAAAUUCUCCACGCAAUUGGCCAUCAAUUUCAAUGUCCUUGCUAAUGCACUAUUUAUCAAGAUCAUAGACCAUUUAAACAUUUGCUCAGAGAUAUACCUGAUCCAAUUGCAAAAAUACGACAACUUGAGAUUCGACUCUAUCGAGUUGACAAAGCUCGUCAAUUUGGAAGUGAUUACACCUGGCAGUGAGCUAUUGACCAAAUACGACAUUUCACCAGUUAAUAAACUCGAUUAUUUAACAUUGGCCGAGAAUCUAAGUCUAUUCAAAUCGUUGAUGACUGAUUUAUACAUCUGCUGCAAAAUGAGAAUCAUUUCCAGUUACUGCCUGAGCUAG
Molecule: messenger RNA, 1605 nt
Organism: Lodderomyces beijingensis
Lineage: Eukaryota; Fungi; Ascomycota; Pichiomycetes; Serinales; Debaryomycetaceae
Source: the annotation of a GenBank genome assembly